GGGCUGCGCUCCGGCGCUGGUAGAGCCGUCUCGGCCCGGCUCCUCCCCUGGAGUGUCAGAGGCGGCGGCGAACCGCUGGAGGUAGGGUGCAGCAGCCGGAGGAGGAAGCAGCUGCGUCGGCGAAGGCGGAGGCGAUUUUCCCCCCGGAGGAGCCGCGCGCUGGACGGCAGAACAGAUGUUCUACCAUGGAGCUGUGUCCCUUCCUUGAUAAUAACACUGAGCUCACUGGCAAACGCAGAAGAAGAGGCUCCUUUCAUUGAUAGUCACAGCCAGACCCCCUCACAGCCACAGUCCUUCUAAGGAGUCAAUGGAAAGGCCUUAAGACCUGGUGUGGAAAAUCCAUUUUAAUCAUGGAACUGGAUAAGUCUUCUGUCUGGGGAUCAUUCAAACAAAAAACAAGAAGGUUACAGAACUUCAGCAUCAGAAGGACUAAGAAAAGCUCUUCUAAACUAGUGGAGACCAGGAAAAGGCAUCCGUUAGACCGGCGUCUUAGUUCCUCAGUACCGGACAUGUUGGACGUGGAGACAGUUGUUGAAGAAGAAAUGAAUUGUUCGCGUUCCAAGGCUCUGUCCACUUAUUUCCCCAGUGGUUUUUCUGCAACGGAGAUGUUCCUUCAGGAGAGCAGCAGCUCUUCCUCAAAACAGACUGGGGAGAAGUGGCAGUGGAACCAGCAGGAGACUGUGCACUUGGAAAUUGGAGUUGAGGAACCGGUUGCUUGUGGCCCACAGUUGGACGUGAAGCGGAAAUCGAGUGAAGAUCUCUUUGAAUUAUUGAAAAGAAGCAGUUUUAGCAGUGACCUUGCAGAAGAUGUUCUUGAGCGUUCGUAUGGCGGAGGCUCCAUCCUUGACUCCUCCAGCUCUUCUCAGCUGUUUGAGGAGCAGUCGAUGCUUGAGGAAGGAAGCGAUGGUUUGAGCAAAUUGCCCACCACAUUUGCAUAUCUGUUAACAAUACAUCUGAAGGAAGGCAGAAACCUGGUCAUCAGGGAUCGCUGUGGUACGAGUGACCCUUAUGUGAAGUUUCAGCUGAAUGGGAAAACGCUUUUCAAAAGCAAAGUCAUCUAUAAGAACCUGAACCCUGUUUGGAAUGAAACUGUCAUAAUUCCAAUACAGGCCCUUGACCAGAGACUCUGCGUGAAGGUGUAUGAUCGAGAUUUAACCUCUUCAGACUUCAUGGGUUCAGCGGUUGUCAUGCUGGGUGAACUGGAACUGAACAGGACUAGUGAGUUGACCCUAAAACUGGAAGAUCCAAACAGCUUAGAGGAUGACAUGGGUGUGAUAUUGUUGGACGUGAGGCUUGCUGUGAAACAAGGAGAUGUUAAAAGAAAUAGAUGGACGAACCGAAGAAAGCGUUCUACCCCCAAGGCAAGUGUCAUUCGAUCCUUGAGGCUGACAGAUUCCUGGCGGAAGAGCCAGCUGUGGAAUGGGACGGUGACCAUUGCCUUAAUAGAAGGGAAGCACAUCCCUGCAGGGGGCAUGGCACAGAUAUUUGUUGUGUUGAAAAUGGGAGAGCAAAAAUACAAGAGUAAGACACUUUGUAAGAGUGCAAAUCCACAGUGGAGGGAACAAUUUGAUUUUCACUACUUCUCUGACAGGAAGGAUGUGUUGGAGAUUGAGAUCUGGGGAAAGGAUAACAAAAAGCACGAAGAAGUUUUGGGAAUGUGUAAAGUUGAUGUUAGUGCGCUCCCUGGAAAACAGGCCAACCAUUUGGAAUUGCCCUUGGAGAAACAGCCUGGGUCCCUGUUGAUGGUGAUCUCUGUCAUUCCCUGCUCAGGAGUUUCUAUCUCUGAUUUGUGUGUUUGCCCUCUGGGAGACCCCAGUGAGAGGAAACAACUUUUCCAGCGCUAUUGCAUCAGGAACUCUUUCCAUAACAUAAAGGAUAUUGGAUUUUUGCAAGUCAAAUUAUUAAAAGCUGCUGAUCUGUUGGCUGCUGAUUUUUCUGGAAAAAGUGACCCCUUUUGUGUGUUGGAGCUGGGGAAUGGCAGACUUCAGAGUUACACUGUUUACAAAAACCUUAAUCCAGAAUGGAACCAGGUCUUCACAUUCCCCGUUAAAGACAUCCACGAUGUUCUAGAAGUGACGGUGUUUGAUGAAGAUGGAGAUAAGCCUCCCGAUUUCCUGGGCAAAGUUGUGAUCCCUUUACUGUCUAUUAGAAAUGGUGAGCAAAGUUGCUACACCCUGAAGAACAAAGACCUGGAACUUCCCUCAAAAGGUGUCAUCUACUUGGAGCUGGAUGUUCUAUUUAAUCCUGUAAAAGCCAGCAUCAGAACCUUUUUUCCACGCGAAAGGCGGUUUUUGGAAGACAACCGCAAGUUUUCAAAGAAGAUCUUGUCGAGAAACGUUGACCGUGUGAAAAGAAUCACUAUGGCAAUAUGGAACAUGAUACAGUUUCUCCAAAGCUGCUUUCUGUGGGAAUCUCCCGUAAGGAGUGUGAUAGCAUUUGUGGUAUUCGUUGUCACGGUUUGGCAUUUUGAUUUGUACAUGGUGCCCUUGGCUUUACUGCUCCUUUUUGCUUACAACUUCUCCCUCAUCUCUCCAGAGAAAGUGUCCAGCGCACAAGACCCCCAGGACUGCAUUGAUGUAGAGGAGGAUGAAGAUGACGACGACAAGGAAUCUGAUAAAAAAGGCUUGAUAGAAAGAAUCCACAUGGUUCAAGACAUUGUUAUAACAGUCCAAACACUUUUGGAGGAAAUCGCAUCUUUUGCAGAGAGGAUAAAGAACACAUUCAACUGGACAGUUCCUUUCCUCUCUAGCCUGGCCUGUUUAGUCCUUGCAGUAGCCAUGAUCACCCUGUAUUACAUACCACUAAGGUACAUCGUUUUAAUCUGGGGCAUAAAUAAAUUUACUAAGAAGCUUAGAAACCCUUAUGCCAUUGACAAUAAUGAGUUGCUCGACUUCCUCUCCAGGGUGCCAUCUGAUGUUCAAAGGGUGCAACGUGCUGAAUUGAAACCAUACAGUGGCUCUAGUCCCAUUAGGAAGAAACGGAGUGCUCUGUAGGAUAUGAAGCUUGGAAUGCGUCAUGCACGUGCGCACACACAUAGACAGACACACUCCGUUGCAAAUGUACACGCAGGAUCUCCCCUGCCCUCUCCUGAUCAGUCCAGUGCUGUGGUCCCUACCUUGUGUCCAAGAUGUUUCAUCUGCAAGACAUGCAUCAACCUAUAUAGAUAUAUCCUGUGUAUCUGACUCUUUUCCCAAGCACAUUGAUAUGCCCCUGUAAGAACCAAAUGAGAACUGGAGAAGCUGGAAUGGCUUUCAGUGUGGAUUUUGGAGUCGAAACCAUACAAGGGACUUCCUCUCAUUUUUGUAUCAUAGAAAAACAAUCUCUCUCUUUUUGCUUCACACAGCAGAUCAACAAAGCUGAUAUGAAAUGUUCUGGGUUACUUUACUUUUUAAAACAUAUCCAGCAGAUUGGCAUCAAGACAGAAGAAAAGAGUCAUUGUUAGGCCAAAUGACAGUGUGUAGAUGGUAUUCAACUCUCAAUUAGUGAGUCUUUGAUGCCCAACUUCGGCUAUAAGCAAUGUACAGUUUGAAAAAUUGUUCUAUCAUAAUUACGAGAAAUUGCUUAGUGCUGUAGCAGUCUCGAUUUUUUCUCACCCAGCAGUUGCUGCUGCUGUUUAUUCAUUAUAAACUGUUUGUACCUGCUGCUGUUCUUGGGAGGAGUCUUUUGCUGGCAACAGACUUCCUUCAAUCAGCCACUCAACAGGAAUACCAGAACCAAAUCUUCUCUGGACCCUAUGGAUUUCCGAUUUUACCUUCUAAAAUUCCAUCUUAUCAAACUCUUUGUCCCUUCCCUCCACACCUUCAUCUAAAGACUUGCCAACACUACAUAUGCAAAGUAUUUUUUAUAACCUUAUAUGCAUUGAUUUGCAUCACGCCAAAGGAAAUGCUAUAACAAAAAUGCCUGUGAUUUUUUUUUUUAAAUGAGCUAUUUUAAAAAUGUGCAAUCUGGAUGGUGGUUGUGUUACAUUAUACAUUGCUAGUUGCAUUUAGAGGACUGAAGUGACUUUUGAGUUCUAGUCUGUCUUGCAAACAGGGGAAAUUAUGCCAGAAAAGCAGAAGAGAAGAGAACAUGGUUGUGGAAUCCAGAGUUGUGUGUGUUCAUCAAAUCCCCUGAAUGUAUUUUAGUUAUUCCUUUGAUGCCACGCAUUGGUCAAGAGUGGAGAUGGUGAUACUUUUCCAGCUAGUGGGCUGGAUUCUCAGGUCACUCGACACCCACAGAUCAUUUUGACAGGUGGGCAUGGCUGCAGAACCUGCCAAUCACCAUGAUGUUGGGUGAAGUGCUUCCAUUGUCAAGCUGCAUGGGCAAAGGCACUGAUGACCAGCUGAUUGGCAGAGCUCUGUAAGGACCACUGAUUAGACUGCAAACCCUACUUCCUUAGCCCAUGCAGCUUGUCUUUAAAUCACGUGGGUAAAGGCACAGGGCUUUGCAACCACUGGGAGUCAGUGGAUCAGCAGUGCUUCCAAGCCCUGUUUUUGGUAGAGAGCAAAAUCUUUACCUGACCGAAACCUGAUCAUAAGACAUUAGGUGUAAGAGAGGUGACCAUGGUUGGAGAAAAAAAGCAUUGUGGGUGAAUUAGGACCCCCUGCUGGGCUUAAUUAGGCUCAUAGGCUGAAGGUUCCCAAUUGCUGGUUCCCAAGAGCAGCCUUUUCCACUCUAGGAUGGGUCCCAGGUGUUGUUAGACUACAACCCCUGCUAGAAUUGCCCAAGGACAAUGGGAGUUGUAGUCCAGUAAUUGAGGAGUGUGGUUGAGGAAGGCAAAUCUAGAAGAAUAGUUCUUGCUUUGUAUAUGAAAAGGCUAUAAUGAUUGAGUUCCCAGGCAAGCCUUAUCCUUCAAGAGGAAAGGCAAGAGGGAACAUAACUUUUUUAAAAGCUAUUUUUUAAAAAACAAAGAAAUUCUGGUGGGGAUGGGGGGAGGAAUGGAUUCCGUUUGCAAUUAAAGGUGAACCUACCUAAUGUGCACUUUCUAAAACAAUAUACAUACUGAAACACAGGCAGCUUUCAGAAUUUGCAUUUCUCUGAAUACAAAAAUGCAUACAUUAGGGGAAGGUGGGCACACGAGUGCAUAUAUUAAUGAAAAUAAUAUACAAAAUGCCUUAUACUGGGGGAAAUUGUUUGGGAACAUGUGUAUAUUUGUCAAAGCUGCAUAGAAAAAUGUGUAUGUGUAUAUAUUAGGAGAAACACUGGUGAAUAAGGGUUUUCUAAAAUUGCAAAUUGCUGCUGAAAUGUGGGAAGUAGAAUAUAAGAUGGUUAAAGCAAGAAAACCAGGAUUGACAGAUUUAUGCUUUCUUACAUGAG
Molecule: messenger RNA, 5295 nt
Organism: Podarcis raffonei (Aeolian wall lizard)
Lineage: Eukaryota; Metazoa; Chordata; Lepidosauria; Squamata; Lacertidae
Gene: MCTP2
Product: multiple C2 and transmembrane domain containing 2
Exons: 24
Coding region: 351-2993 (880 amino acids)
Biological process (GO): regulation of neurotransmitter secretion
Cellular component (GO): synaptic vesicle membrane
Molecular function (GO): calcium ion binding
Source: RefSeq, a predicted model, not a curated record